AAAGGGAACAAGGACGCGUCCAGAAUAGAAAGCUUCAAUGGAAGAGAGAGAGAGAGAGAGAUGGGCCGCGCGACGGCAGAGAGAAGAUUAACGCCGGCGAGGACCGUAGCUGAAAGCUUCGUCCUGCGGCCGACGUCCUUCGCAGAAGCAGAAGCAGAGGCUGACGACGCUUCGCUUUCUACUGGCAAGGAGUAAAUCCGGUUAAGGGCUUUUCUUUUCCUUCCGUUUCACUUCUCCGGCGACCAUUUUCAAUCUUCAAAUGGCGUGCCGAAGCAUACUAUCAGGAUUCCUUCGUUUCAAUUCCCUGAAUGGCAGAAUAAUCGAUUCGGUGAGACUUGAUUUCAGAACCCUAACUAUUGGAACAGGAGAAGGCGAGGAUGCUUUGUACGCGGACGUACCUAAGCCGCGUAGGAGCAAGUCGGAGAGGAAACCCUACCCGACGCCGAUGAAGGUUCUGAUUCGGAAGGCAAAAGAGGAGAGAGCCACUCGAAAGGCUCAGCCUUGUCGAAUGCUGGAAGAGCCUCCCGACAAUGGUCUACUCGUUCCCGAACUCGUCGGGGUAGCUCACCGAGUCUACCAGGCUUGGGAAACGGUUCGGUUUGGGAUUUCGAAGCUCGUCAAUGUGAUUCCUGUCCAACGAUGCAGGUAUUGUUUUGAGAUUCAUGUUGGUCAUGUGGGCCAUGAAAUCAGGACAUGCACUGGCCCAAAAAGUGGUGUCCGAAGUGCUACUCAUGAGUGGAGAAGGGGAGGGGGCAAAGAUGUUAUUUACGUCCCUCAUUGCUUCCAUCUUUAUGACCGUGUUGGAAAGCCAAGGGUUGGGCAUGAUGAAAGGCAAUCUGUGCCCCAGCUCCCUGCUCUUGUGGAGUUGUGCAUACAAGCUGGUCUGGACCUUAAAAAGUACCCUACAAAGAGAAGAGUAAAACCUGUUUACUGUAUUGAAGGUAGAAUUGUAGAUUUUGAGUUGGGAGCAGAAAAAGAGGAAAUAGAUAGAAAUUUAUAUUCAGAGGAGGGCAAAUCUCUGCCAGAAAUUAGUUAUUGGGGAAAGAAUGAACGAACUACAAGCAAUGCGAACACGGAUGGUUUUGUCAUUUCCAAUGAUCAUUCUGUCUGCGAGGAAGGGAAAAGCUUGAGGGACUUAAGUAUUAUGACAUUAUACUCAUGGUUUGAGAUGAUCUCUGGAGCAAUGAAGAUCAUGGAGAAGUACAGUGUUCAGACUUGUGGAUAUUGUCCCGAGGUUCAGGUGGGUCCCAAGGGACACAAGGUGCGAAUGUGUAAGGCAUCGAAGCAUCAGUCUCGCAAUGGUUUGCAUGCAUGGCAAGAAGCAACUAUCCAUGAUCUUGUGGGUCCCAACUAUGUAUGGCAUGUCCGUGAUCCAGAUGCUCCUGUGUUGGAUAACGGCCUGAAAAGGUAUUAUGGCAAGGCUCCUGCUGUGGUUGAGCUGUGUGUGCAAGCAGGGGCACCCAUUCCAAAUGAGUAUCGGAGUAUGAUGAGGUUAGAUGUGGUACCUCCUGGUCGUGACGAAGUUGAUCUUGUUGCUUGAUUUCUCAUAGUGUCUGCAGAUGCAUUAGUAGGCUAAGCCAAGUUAUCACCAUACUUGUAGACAAACAUAAUUGGAUUUACUGCCAAGCUCACUGAUCCUCGCUGUAGUCUACUCCACAACGAGGUCCGACACCGCAUAAUUUGGUCUAUAGCACAAUUGACCUUCUCAGCUAUUGUCACGGAUCAGUAAGUCCCAUUUAGAGUCUACAUUGAUUGUGUGGUUCCUUGUAUUUGAGAUGUUGAUUAAACUGCAGGCAUUAUAAUUGUGCUAGACCAAUUGAUGCGAUGUAAAGACUUCAUUGUUGGGUAGAACGCGUUGCGUUGAGAAAUCAGUGAGCUUGGCAGUGAAUCAAAUUAUCGGAGUAUAUUCCAGGUUCUGCCCCUGGAUGAUCUAUUUGAGUGUCCAAUGCAGGACUUGUAUAACUUGGCAGGAUAAUGGAAUUUUGCAUGUAUUCAUAAGGUGGGGUGAAAUGUGAGUUUUACCCUUAAUAUUUGUUUUCCUGAAGCUUUGCAUUCAUGCGAUUUAAUCUUUGUUUCCAGGUUUCCUGGCAAGAACUGAUGGACCCUAAGUUAAAAGUUCGGUUUUAUUUUCUUGGGCAAGAAAUUGUCCUUGUAGGGGACUGUGUUGGAAAGAAACUUAUAAAUGGUAGCAUUUUUGCA
Molecule: messenger RNA, 2199 nt
Organism: Diospyros lotus (date-plum)
Lineage: Eukaryota; Viridiplantae; Streptophyta; Magnoliopsida; Ericales; Ebenaceae
Product: APO protein 3, mitochondrial
Exons: 3
Coding region: 260-1540 (426 amino acids)
Molecular function (GO): RNA binding
Source: RefSeq, a predicted model, not a curated record